UCUGCAGAAGUGCGUCUUCUAUGAGCAAAGUCGGGUCGAAAAGAUAGCACACAGCGCCAGGGCAAGGAACGAUUCGACGAGCCUCCGUUUGGCUGGGAAAAAGGAAGAAAAUUGCCACUAUUUUGACAUGUGUCACGCUGAAAAUAAAGUGCAAUAAUAUCGUGAAAACAGUUUCGUCGUUUGGAAGCCGAUUUGCGAGACACUGUACCGUGCACGAUAGUUGUGGGAGGCAUUCGGAUUGAGAGAAGGAUUUCUAAAAUAGAUGAUAAAAUUGAUGUGCAUUUCUGCGCCUAACGUAUCUCCAACUGAGGCUUUUUCCUUCCGGGGCACACAACGAUUGGACGGGAGUAGAUAAAAGCUUUCCACUACAAAGGGCGACCGCGAGUGGGAAAGCCUGACUAUGCAGGAUUUACUGGUGCAGUUAUUCGAAUAAUCAAAAGCUCGUAUAGUCCGCCUGUGUAACGUUGCAUCGAACUUAGUGAAAAGAACAACACACAAACCCAAACACACACACACACACACACACACAUACACAAAACCACGAUGACGGGGAGACAGUCAAAUGGUCCGGGCGGUAGUGCUUCCGUGGGCAAACGGAGGGGCCGCCCGCCUAAAACGGCCACCAUGGAACGACCGAAAAAGUUCCAGUAUCAUCUGAUGAAGAAGCCCAAAUAUUUGUGCAAGGAUGGCCAGGAGGGAAACAGUACACCUUCGGCGUCACGCGCCUCCUCACCACAAGGCAGUGAGGAAAGCCGUCCGUCCACCUCGCGGAGAACACCCGCCACGAAAGGUACAAGAGGCAGGAAAUCGACAACGCGUGGACGUCCGAGUGGCCGAGGACGCGGUGGACAUAAUAAUUCUUCCGCCCGAAAAGCAUACUCGUACCACGAUUCGGAAUAUCAUUACGGUUCCGACUUUGGAGACGACAGCGACAAGAGCGAUCUAGACGAUGACUAUCUACGCUCGCCCAGUGAUUCGGAUGAAAGUCUCGGGCAGGAAUCCGACAGCGAUUUCUCGAUGACCAGCUCGAGCGGAGGGCCCGGCAUUAACGGGGCGAUCUAUCUGAAGGAUCCAAGCCCGGAUCCGAUCUGGCUGCAGGAGCGCGAGGUGCCACCACUGGAGCUGCCGGAAUCGUCGAAGGAUCUGCUAGUGCCUACGGACAUUGUGCUCAAGUGCACGUCCAUCUAUGAAAUCAUCCGACGCUUCCGACACCAGGUUCGGCUGUCCCCGUUCCGCUUCGAGGACUUUUGUGCCGCCAUCUGGAGCGAGGAGCAAAGCGCGCUGCUUACCGAGCUGCACAUCAUGCUGCUGAAGGGCAUCCUGCGCGAAGAAGAUUCCCAGCAAACGCACUUCGGUCCGCUCGAUCAGAAGGACAGCGUAAACAUUGCGCUGUACUUGAUCGAUUGCAUUACCUGGCCGGAGGUGUUGCGAAGCUACAUCGAAAGCGAUCCCAGCCUAGAUCAGAGCGUGCUGAAGAUUCUGACCACUACCGAGUAUCCGUACGUUCCGGCUGACGAGCGGCUGUACGUGCUGCAGUUCUUGACGGAUCAAUUCCUCGUAACGACACAGGUGCGGGACGAUGUAAUGCAGGAGGCCAUCCGGUACGAUGAUCACUGCCGGGUGUGUCAUCGCGUAGGGGAGCUGCUGUGCUGUGAAACCUGUCCGGCUGUGUUCCAUCUCGAGUGUGUGGAACCACCGCUGGUAGACGUCCCGAAAGGGGACUGGCAGUGUAAUCUCUGCAAGUCGCACAAAGUGUCCGGCGUGAUAGACUGCAUCUCGACGCAGGAAAAGCAGGGCAUGCUUUCGAGACAGGAGAUGCUCGGUUUCGACCGGCACGGACGCAAGUAUUGGUUCGUGGUACGCAGGAUUUUCGUCGAAAACGAAGACUCGUCGCAGGUGUGGUACUACAGUACGGUGAAGCAGUUUGAGCUGCUGCUUUCGAAGCUAGAUCCGGACGAGCUGGAAGCGGAACUGUACCAGGAGCUGGAUCAAAAGUAUCGCGAAGACAUCGUGCGACAGAUGACGCUUACGGAAACGCUCACAAAUCAACACAAGGGAGCCAAGAAGUCGUACUUCGAGGUUGACAAUCAGCGGGUCGAGAAGCUGCUGGGCCAGCCGGCCGCAGAAGAACAGGCCAAGGAUGCGCCGGGAGAGGAAGACGGCAAAGAGCGCGAGGAGGGAUCAACGGAGGCGGGAGAGAACGGUGGCGAGCAGCAUGCCAAGGAUAAGGAAUCCGAUGAACCGGUCGUGAAGGAAGAGGACGGUGGUGCUCAACAGCAGCAGAAUGGUGGUGGUGGAGGAAGCAAGCAUGUAACGCGAUCGAAAACGGGAUCCCUCACUCCACGAACGUUUAACCUUGACGAGCUAAAGAAGAAAAAUCCAAAGGAAGAGAGUGCGAGUUCCGUGACGAGCACUGGCGCCGCUUCAAACGCCGCCUCGGACAGUAUCGAUCGCCUAACACGCCAGAAGGUAACACAGCUGUCGAAUGGGACGCUCUACUUCAAGCUGGGAAUGGAGAAUGGACACAAAAACUACGUCAACCAGUACGCGGUGCAUCCGAUCGCGCUGAACAAACCGCAGCGCAACGAGGAGCGUGACAAAAAGCGUCACCUGUCGCACAAAUUCUCCCUCACGCCGGUGUCGGAGUUCAAAUGGCUCGGUGGUGGCCUGUACGCCACCCAGCAGCAAAUCAUCACGACGAUCCGGCAAACGUUGCUCGCGCUGGAGCAGGCGAUCGUGACACCGUUCAUGCACCAUAACUGGAACCGGCUGCGCAAGGUGUGGAUCAAUGCGAUCGGGGUGUGCACCACACCGAACGAGUUUGCCCGGGCCAUGUGCAUGUUCCAAACGUGUCUUCGUGGUGUGGUAUUCGCGAGCGUGUGGCACGAGCAGCUGGGACACACGAAAAUGUACCGGAUAACGUUGGCCGAGCGCGAGGAAAAGAAGAAGCUCGAGAAGCGCGAAAAGCGCGAACGCGACGACGAGGAAGAGCGAAACCGUACGGCGGUGAACUUUGUGAAAUAUUCGCUCGGCCUGAAGCACCAGGUGUGGAAGCAAAAGGGCGAAGAGUAUCGCAUCCACGGCCAGUGGGAUUGGGUGUGGCUGGGAACGGGGCGGCGAAGGAAGAAAAUUCCCGGGCGCACGACGAACGAAGCGGCACACAUGGUACUGCCGGUGCUGGUGCCGGAGACGCGCGAGCGCAAGGUCCAGAAGCUAGACUGGCGAUCGUACGAAGCGUUCGUCAGUAGCCGCCGGCCCCCGAAGGCUGAUCGGAAACCGGCUGCAGUCGAUUUCUUAACCGACAUCGAUUCGCUGAACGAGAAGCUGCUGCAGAAGAUCAAUCAGAUCGAAACGUUCGAAGUCCCGCAACAGUACAGCACAGAAAUCGAUGUGUCGCGCGCCCUGUCCACUGCGGCAGGUCGCAUCCUGUACCCGAAGGUGGGUCGCAAGUGCCCGCUGCUGGAAGGAUUGCUGCAGCGGCGUCUCAACUUGCGCGAUGCGGAGGAGCAACGCAUUAAGCUCGCCAAGGAGCGCCAGGACGAAGGGUUGGGCGAAGAACCGGCCGUCGUAUCGAAGGCGGACGCUGCACCAAGCAACACGACGGUCAUAACCGUGCGUGUGCUUCCGCCCAGCGAAUGCAUCGAGAAGCAGCUGCAACGGAUCGUUAACAGCCGCGCAACGCAGGCGGGACUCGUCGGAGCAGUUACCAUAAAACCUCACGUUACCGCGUACCAGCAGCAUCUGCGCAACCGGCAGUACCGGGAGCGGUUGCAGGCGUUGGUCUGCCAGGCGCAAGCGUUGCGUGUAAAGUAUCACUACGCAAAUCGUGCCGCGGCCCGCAAUCCGUGCUACUCGAUCUCCUGCACCACGUCCCCUUCAACAUCCCCUACUACGACCCCGUCGUGCUAUUCUGCGCUGUGCCGCCAGAAAGUGGCACUGAGGGCGAAACUGUUCGCGCUGCUCAAGCAAAUGCAGCUGAUGGAAAUUCAACACAACAGCUCGGUGCAAUCGGCGGCGACGACGACAGCCGGUGGCGUGAGCGGGGCGGCGAAUGCUUCCAAAUCGAUCCUGGAGCAGAAGCUGACCGAGGCGAAGAAGGAGAGUUUCGAAAAUUUGCUCACCAACUUUUCGGUCAACCUGUUCAAGGUGCUCAACGACGAUUUGGAGCGAUCGAAGCGAACGCUGGCCGAGUACGAUGAAGCGCUGCUGGCCAAACUGACGGCAGAAGUUGCACCGAAGCAGGAAGCGGACGGUGUCACGGUAAAGCAGGAAGUGCUGGACUCUUCCGUUGGCGCUGACGGUCCACCACCGGCCAUAAUGGACUGUGACGGUGUGGUAAAGGAGGAAGUCGUGUGCAGCAGCGAAGAUAACGCACUCGACAGCAGUAAUACGGCGGCGAUGCUCGACGUCACGACAGCACCGACGAUCGAGGACAUCAAACCGAUGGAUGUGGCGGAAGACGACGCCGGCGGCGAUAUCAGCGGCAUUACACCGCUGAACGAGAACUCUAACUCCAAUUCGCUUUCCUCGGAAGUGUCCGUCGGUGAUGGGACGCGCGUAACGCGUGGCCGCGGUCGAUCAUCACGGUUGGCGGCGUCGAAAGCGAACGAAGAGGCAGCAGCGGUUGCCGUGCCGAAGGAACCGUCCGCCACAGCGGUAACAACACCACUCAAACCAAAGGAAGAGUCCGUGCUGGCCGAAGGCAAGCUGGCGGAGUUUAUGGUUCCCAGACGACCGAACCGUCGCUUUGCGUUGCCUUCGCGCAGUACGAAGAAGGAGGAGGCGGAAGAAAAGGAAGAAGCACCCGAUGGCAGUGUGCGCGUGUACUCGGUCAGCAGUACGAAGGGGAAGCUUUAUCUCAAGAAAACUCUCCCGCCGGCGGUUAAAGCACCCACCGCCGGUGCUGCCGCUGAUGCAAAGCCAAAAGCGGACGUCCGCAUUCCUAUCCUGGGCAAUGGCAAACCACGCUACCCGGUGGUCAAUUACUUCCGCACCAAGAAGCCGGGCGUUUCGUCAAUCAUGGUACUGCCACGGGGUGAGCUGCUGAAGCUGGCCAAACACGGUGGCCGACUGCAAGUGGGAGGGUUUCACCAUCUGGCCAAAGCAAACACAUCCGUGUGGCCGUACCCCUGCUCGCGGCCGCUCUUCAAAACGUGCUGGCUGUAUCGGAGCGUGAAUCUGUCGUCGCUGGCAGCGGUGGGAUUGCAGUUGCGCAUUCUCUGGACCUGCCUGCGCUGGGACGAUAUGGCCAUGAAGCCGGUGACGGCCGACGGAAAGCAGCAGGUGACUACGGAGUCGGAAAUAAUGUCGCUAGAGCUGCUGCGCCACCGGCACGUGGGAAUGUUUAACGAACGGCUGCAGUAUCUACGGCGGAAGGUGGUCAUUCCGCUGGAAUUGCCGAAAACGGUGCGAGCGGAAGUGCAAUCGAUUCGGUCGGGAUUGCGCAAGCGAAAGCGUGCUGAAUCGCCCCAGCAAACUGAGCCGCAGGUGUCGGAGGAAUGGAUCGACGAAGACAAGCUGGAGCUGUGGGAGAUCAAGCUGUACGGCGAGAAGCAGGAGAAGCUGGUGGCUGCCUCGGCUCAACCGGUCACGCGGAACAGUACCGGCAAGCUGCCGGUGAACAGUCGAACGAACGAUUCGUCUGCAUCGAACGCCUCGGCGGCCGGUGGCGCGACGAACAGUAGCAAAUCGUCCGGCUCGGCUACCAGCAAAGUCUCGCGCGACGAAAUCAACGAGAAGAUGGAGCAACAGUUGCGCAUACAGCGCGCAGCACACAAUCAAAAGCGAGCUAUGGAAUUGAAGCAAGAAGGUGGUCCCACUAGUAAGACGCCGGGCAUAAUUCAGCGCAAGAUUAUAGUGAAGAACGCGGACGGUACGACAAAGGUCAUUCAGCAGAAUGUUACCACCUCCCAGUCGGCUGCCGCCAGCCAGCAGCAACAAUCGGCCGGAACGUCGAAACCGGAUGGUCCGCAAAAGGUUCAAAUUAUUCGCGGGCCGGACGGUAAAGUGAGCGUGCGCGGUUUGAACCCGGGCCAACAGUUGAUUCAAACGCCGGACGGUAAACUGCACGUGCUAAGCAGCAACCCCAACUCGCCCAAACAGAUGAUUACGAAGAUCGGUCAGAAGAUCGUGAAGGUCGGUCAGUCAGGGACGCCAAACUCCUCCUCAUCUGCGGCAACAUCCACGGUAACGAGUGCUUCCGAGACCGGUACACCGUCCACCCCUACAACAACACCACACAUACUGAACAAGGGAGUGUUGAUGCGAAACGUAACCACGACGCCCGCGAGCAGCGCAUCGCCCCAACCGGUGAAGCAGGUGGUACAGCGUCAACUCUUGCACAAGGUACAAACUUCAAACGCAACGACAACCGUGCAAAAUGUGCAGCAGCUCGUCUCGUCCACACCGCAGAAAAUAUUGAUCAACAACCAGAGCACGCUGCAGAAGGUCAUUACCAGCAGUGGGCAUCAGCUGUUGGCGACCUCGACUCCGGUGCAGAAAGUGGUCACGCAAUCGAACUUGCAGCAGCUGCUCCAAGGAACGCAGGUGCAGGGCGGCCAGAAGGUGAUCGUUGAACCGACGGCAGCAGCUGCAGCAGCUGCGGCAGCCGCCGCCUCGAGCACCGCCCAAUCGCCAAUACCAACCACGCAAAAGGUGCUGCUGGCCACUACACCAGGCCAGCCGACGGUUACCAAACAGAUAUUGAUUCAAAAUGCGGGUAGCGUUGGUGGAACGCCACAGCAGAUCAUUAUCAAUCAUGGCGGACAGAAGAUGGUUCAGCAAAUUGUGGCCUCCCCAGGGCAGCAGAUCAUGAUCGGCGGACAGCGCAUCAUUCUAAACAGUGCACAGAAGAUCGUCAACAACACACCGCUGCAGAUACAAACGCAGCCGACCGUUGUGUCGAUGGCCGGCGGCCAGCUGACGACGACGGGCACGAUGCAACAAAUCCAGAAAGUACAACAAAUCGUAACGGCGGCUCAACCGACCAUUGCGACCGCUACUAUACAACCACAGCAGCAGCAGCAACAGCAGCAGCAGCAGCAACAACAACAGCAGCAGCCACAGCAAAUACAGAUUCAGAUUCAGCAACCGGCGGCCAGUAUGCAAACCGUGGCGACAACCUCUCAACCGCAGCAACAAACGGUGGCGAUCAGCCAGGUGCAAAGCUUGGCCCAACAGCUGUCCAGCGGGAAGUUGCAGCUUGCGAACGUAAACGGGCAACAGGUGCUGUUGCGACCGAUCAGCAACAAUCAGGCGCAGGUUGUUGCGCACAUCAAGGCGCAACCGAACGGUACUUCGCAAAUUAUUCCUGUCGCCAACUUAACUGACCCUGCUCAGGCGCAGCAGCAACAGCUCCAGCAGCAAUUGGCACAGCAGCAGCAGCAGCAGCAACAACAGCAGCAACAAUUGAUGCAGCAGCAGCAAAUUAUACAGCCUGCGGUACAGCAAGUACUGCAGCAAACAGCAGCGGACAUGAAUAGUGCCGUUAUUCAGCAGCAGCAGCAACAGCAGCAGCAACAGCAGCAAAUCAGCAAUUCUGUAGAACAGUCGCUGCUGCAAGGACAACCGCCCGGAACGGUCAUAAAGUGUGUUACGGCACAGGUUGUGCAUACCGGGCAAGGACCAAGGAUCGUGUUGCAAGGCCUACAGGGCAGCGAUUUCACCCCUCAACAGACGGCGCUCGUCCAACAGCAGGUCAAGCAGCAACUGCUUCGAGUGCAAGAAUCGAACGGUCGGCAAGGUAGCAUGAUCGGUCCGACGAAGAUCUAUCUCGCCAUUCAACCGGCCCAAAACACGAUCGCGAACGCCGCCGGUACGGUCGCUGCCAGCCAACCGCCACCGUUGACGCCGGUGCAGAUUAAGCACGAGUCGGGAGCGGCCGGCACACCGAUACAGAUACACCACCAAGAUAAUACCGCAGCACCGGUGGCGGAAGCAGGAUCCGAGCUGAUCGUACCGGUAGCAGAGAAUGCGACGAAUGCCACGACGACCACGACGGUACCGGUAGCGGUGGUUCCGAUCAUUGCCGGGACGAACAGCAGCAAUGCGGCCGCUGCCGACGACGGGAAACCGCGCAUCAUUUCGAACAUUAUCAUUAACGGUGCCAACAAUACGCCGGGAAUCAACCCGCUCGUCAAGAAGGAGCUGAUCCAGAAGGUGAGCAAUAACCUGAACAACAAACAGCAGCAGCAGCAGCAAAAGCUGCAACAGCAGCAACAGAAUGUACAAACCGCCGACGCGGAACCGUCCGAUGAUACAGCAGCGGCGGCGCGACUCCUGAAGGACGUAGCCAACGAGGCAAAGGAGCUGGAAGGCGGCGACGAGGGAAAGAACUCUUUCGUGGUCACAUCCGACUACAUUACGCAGUUGAUUAACAAUGCUCGCAAGCAGGGCAAUUCGCCGGAGAUAGAGGAAAAACUGCUGAACCUGCAGCGCUAUCAUGAAAAGAACACCAAAGCGGAAGAUCGCUGCGAUCGCACGAUUGCACUGCAGCACAACUACAGCAACAUGAGCGGCAUUCGCAGCGAAUCGCACAGCAACAGCAGCCGAACGCGCAAGCGUACCAAUCCACGCGCCGAGGAUGAUGAUGACGAAUGGCAGAUGGAUACGCCGAAGCGUUCUCGCCCCUCGAAGGGUGCUUCCGGUGCGGCCGGUACUACACACCACGGAUCAAGUCCCGGCGGAUCAAGCAGCCGCGAGCGAAAGCUGUCCAACAACGAAAACCAUGUCGGUUCGCCAAGCAAAAAACGAACCACGGCAGCGCCUACUGCAGCAGCGGCAUCGACUGCCGACCAUGCUUCCGGUGGUGGUGGUCGCAAUAGAAACGCGGACAAACGGAAGCAAAAUGCGGCGCACGCUGGCGAUGCUGGUGGUAAUGUUGCUGUUGUUGCUAGUUCCUUGGGCACAACUGGUUCUCCCCAGCAGCAGCAGCAGCAGCAGCAAUCGAGCCCACAGCAAAAGCAGAAUAAAUUGCAGGCACAAUUGAAUCGUCACAAGGAACAGUUAAAGAAAGACAUUCUCAAGAAACGAUCUCAUCUCGAAAAGGAAUUGCAGGUACAGAUACAGAAGGAACUCUCCGUCGAGCUGCAGUCGGCUUCCGGCUGCACCACGAAUGUCCGGGCGGCGUCAGCAGUCGCGGCAUCGGGUGGUGGAGGGGGAGGAGUGGUGAUGGCAACAACGGCUGCUGGCACAACAACUUCAUCCGCCCAUCAGUCAUAUCAGCAGCAGCAGCAGCAGGAGCAGCAGCAGCAACAGCCAGCAACAACAGGGUUCGAGUCGAUCACGUCCAGCGUGGACGAUGAAACGCUGCCGCCGCCCGGUCGUGGAAGCUCGAAGCAAGCGACGGAUAAGAGUUCCUCCACAUCAACCGCAACCACCACAGGCAGAAGAAGAACAACGACUGGUGGUGCUGCAAAUGCUGCAAAAGAACAAGCGUCCUCCGGGACGCCAGCCAAACGGGGCCAGAAACAUGCUUCACCAGCAGGAUCGAAAGCAGCGGCUGGCGGUGGUGGUAACACCCGUUCGUCGGGAGGCCGUAGUGCAGGACAGGCGAAACGUGGUGGCGGUGCGAAGAAGAGCAGCAAAGCUCAAACGCACUGCAUCUGCCAGACGCCGUACGAUGAUUCGAAAUUCUAUGUUGGUUGUGAUCUGUGCAAUAACUGGUUCCACGGUGAUUGUGUCGGUAUAAGUGAGGCCGAGUCAAAGAAAAUCACCGAAUACAUCUGCAGCGAAUGUAAGCAUGCUCGGGACACACAGGAGCUGUACUGUCUCUGCCGGCAGCCGUACGAUGAAUCUCAGUUUUACAUUUGCUGUGACAAGUGCCAGGACUGGUUCCAUGGUCGGUGCGUCGGUAUACUGCAGUGCGAAGCGAACAAUAUCGAUGAGUACAGCUGCCCGAACUGCCACAUGAACAAUGCAAUCAACUUUGCCAACAUGAAGCCGCUGAGCAUGAGGGAGUUUGAAAAUCUCAAAAAACUCAUCAAACAAAUACAGCAACAUAAGAGCGCUUGGCCAUUUAUGGAGCCGGUGGAUCCGAAUGAGGCGCCGGACUAUUAUCGUGUGAUAAAAGAACCGAUGGAUCUGCAAAAAAUUGAAACAAAAAUCGACAGCAAAGUCUACCAAACGCUGUCCGAGUUUAUCGGUGACAUGACGAAAAUAUUCGACAACUGUCGGUACUACAACCCGAAGGAAUCACCCUUCUACCGGUGUGCCGAAAGUCUCGAAUCGUUCUUCGUGCAAAAGAUCAAAUACUUCCGCGAGCAUCUCGUCGAUCGUAUCGACGAAAGUGUGGAGGCAGCAGUGGCGGCGGCGGUGACGGCGGCGGAUGAAGCGCUUUCUACCACCGACCCGGUAUCAUCGGCCGUGACCGCAACGGCGUAGUGUUGCACCUCCAUUCUGUACAACUAUCUACAGAAUGGCUAGGGUAGAGAGCGAAGCAGUGUAAGGUGCGGGAGGGAUUGUAUAGACGGUGCCGCGCUCGCCCGAGAGCGGUCAUUUGAGUUUAAAUUUUGAUACCUUCAGUACAUUAAUUAUUCCAAUGUACAAAAUCGGGUUGGUUGUAAGCUAGGUAGGGGGUCGAGAGAAAAGAAUUAGUCAUCAUUACCGAGCGGGAGAAUAUACAUAUAUUUAUUUCAAACCGACCCCACGAGAAUUUCAAACAAAACUUAUUAAUAGUGGUUAAGUUGGUGAGGGGGGGGGGGGGGGAGCCGUGUGGAGUUGGUGUGGGCCGGUCCCAGAUAAAGAGGGUCUUUUUUUGUUGUUGUUGUUGCUCGGUAUAGCAAGGACCGUCCCGUUGAGCCUAAGUAGAAGAGGCACACAAAUUGCUUUGCAUCAUGCGUAUAAUUUUCCACCGAAUUAAUGUUGAGGCGUCCUUCGAGUGUAAAUAUUUAAACCCUAAAGAGAGCAGCGAAUUAUAAGGAAGGGACGUUGUACGGAUGGUUAGACGGAGAGGAGGGAAGGUGUGAAUAUAGGCGGUAAGCUUUUAAUCAUUUUAGCGUAAGCACGCACACGUUCAUGCGAAACAUAGCCAUGAGGUAUUGUUCCACACGUUUACAGGUGUAGAUUUUGAAUCUAUAUUUAAUUUACAUUUACACUCUUGCAUAGGUGUGUACAUGUUUAACCAAUUCUAAUAGCAGAGCGAAAGGCACACUUUUAUUGUAGAUAUACCCUCCACACACACACACACACCCAGAACAGAGACACCCGUUUUUUUUUCUUCUAUUCCUUUUAUCGCCACACAUACAGCGUGUGCAGCACCACCCCCUGCAUACAUUAUUGAACUCUGGGCCUGUGUUGUACUGAAAGGCGCCACUAGAAAGUUGCAUAGUAUUAUUCCUUCAAUAUCGGAUUUCCUUUAGAGCAGCCCGGAGAAAGGAGAUGAGUUUAUUAUUGCAUCGCUGUAGGUGAGAUGGUGAAUUAUAUGAACGCCCAACAUAUUGGAACAGAGAGGUCAGACUCCCCCCGCUCACGCGCUCGCUAUAUUAUAUUGAAUUUCACAAUAAAUGUAAGAAUCUGGACAGGAUUUUUAAAAAUA
Messenger RNA from Anopheles stephensi (Asian malaria mosquito), 11533 nucleotides. RefSeq names its product nucleosome-remodeling factor subunit NURF301 (gene E(bx)). NCBI's taxonomy places the organism in Eukaryota, Metazoa, Arthropoda, Insecta, Diptera, Culicidae. Gene Ontology annotation, cellular component: NURF complex. The record is from RefSeq and is a predicted model, not a curated record. Gene Ontology annotation, biological process: regulation of transcription by RNA polymerase II. The transcript has 16 exons. The coding region runs from base 544 to 10380 and encodes 3278 amino acids. Gene Ontology annotation, molecular function: RNA polymerase II cis-regulatory region sequence-specific DNA binding.